GCCACUUCGAAACGCUUGGCAGCAGUUCCAUGUCCAGGACUUUGACAUUCGAGAGGGCCGCGAUGCCAGGCGAUGGUCAUUCGGUGCAUGGGGGCAGCCUCAUGUCGGAUGAUACCAUGUCACGCCGCGAGCUGGGACCGGUGCAGUUUGCCGUCGCGACGCUAUUGCAGCCGACGGAGCGUCACUUUCGGGACCUGGAUGAUGUGGCCGACUGCUACGAGCUCAUGGAAUCGAUCCAGCCCGACGACGCAUUCCAUGUGCUGCAUGCUGCGCUCGAGUACAUCAAGCUGUCGAGGUCGCUCCUCCGUGUGUGCGACGACUUCUACAACCACCACUUUGACGCACCCACGGUCGACGAAGCGAUGGGCGAGAUGCGCCAAAUCGUCCACGACUCGCGGCUGGAUGCCAUGGCACAGAAGCCGAGCUCGUCGAGAAGUGCCAGUCCCGCCAAGGGCGGCCAGAGCCACAGCCCAGCCCGCCAAGUCAAUGACGACGGCCAUGGCUGGUGGCCAGCCGCCAUGCGAGCCGACGACGAGUCGCCAAACAAACAGUGCCAGCAGCACCUCCCGCCGGUGCGGCACUGGCUGCACCGUCUUCAGGAUGUCUUUUCAAUGGGACUGCCAAAAGUCUCGUUCGCAAACGAAGGGGACGAUCCCGAGGAGGUGCUGGAUGACGCCGCGCCGUUGAUCUCGAACGACGCGCUGGCCCAUUCCACUGCCGCUUCGUCGUCGCCAGCCAAGGCCUCCGAUCACGUUCGUAUCGCGACGGCUGUGGCGACAAUGGCCGCGACAACCGAAGCGGACGUGCCCGCCGUCGUCGUCCACACGAUCCAGUCCAUGCUGGAUUUCCCGUCCAACUUGAAACUUCAGUUCCGCGGUCUCCAUACCGUCGCCGAGUUCGCCAAUGUGCCAGACAACCACCGGGCGGCUCUUGUUGUCCUCACGCAAUUGAAUGGGCUCGACGUCAUCAUGCGAGCCGCGGAGUCGCUUGCAACGAGCCAGAAGGCACAGAUCGUUACGUUGUCGCUCUUGGGCAACCCAGAUGUGGUGGAAGCGGUCGCCGACUCGAUGCCUGCCGAGUGCCGUCGACUCAUUCGCUCCGCGAUGGUGCGGUUUCCCACCAGCGCCCGCGUUCAAGGGCUUGGAUGCCUCGCCCUAGCCAAUUUGGCGGCGCACGCAGUGCAUCGUGAUGGCGACUCGGUACUCGACCACGCGACGACCCUACGAGGCUGGGACGGCGACAGCAGCGGCGUCGAUGCGAUUGUGGCUGCCAUGAAGCAGUUCCAAGACACCGACGCGAAUGUGCAAGCGGCCGGCGCGUGGGCGCUCGCGUCUGUGUGUAGCCUCCAUGAGGAUUUGGUCUAUGCGGCGUUGGAUGUUGGCGCGUUGAACGCCGUCGAACGAUGCAAAGUUACAUUUCCAGACGACCCUCGAGUCCAAGCGAAUGCAGAGCUAGCGGUCGCGCAGCUGCUCCAUCGCCCCGUUCCGCUGCCUCAAAACGAUGGAUGUGUGGUGCAGUAGAUGCCGUCGACGUUUCCGCCUCGUCCAGCCAUCCACCUAAGGGGCAAUUGAAUGCACAUC
Aphanomyces invadans is the source of this 1580-nucleotide messenger RNA. RefSeq lists its product as hypothetical. Lineage: Eukaryota; Oomycota; Saprolegniomycetes; Saprolegniales; Verrucalvaceae. The transcript has 7 exons. The coding region runs from base 30 to 1520 and encodes 496 amino acids. The record is from RefSeq and is a predicted model, not a curated record.